AUGUUGGCAUUGUGGUUACAAUCAAGUGGUUACGUCAAUUCCGUCACGGUCCGACUCCCUGCAUUCUGGCCCGCCAACCCCUCAGUGUGGUUCUUGCAGGCAGAAUGCCAAUUUCAGCUCGCCGGGAUCUCCACACAGCCUACGAAAUUCAGGAACGUCGUAUUCGUCCUCCCGCCCGAAGUCGCUUCCGACGUCGCGGACGUCCUCAUGGCCCGAAUGGGUGAGACACCCUAUGACACCCUCAAAUCUGCGCUUAUUGAACGUACUAUGGCCUCCGAACGACGCAGAUACCAACAAUUGCUGUCUGCUGAAGACCUGGGCAACCGCUGCCCAUCGCAGUUCCUACGACAUCUUCAAGGCUUGCUACGCGACCGGGCCUCGUCCUUCGACGAACGCUUACUCAAGGAAUUGUUCCUCCAGCGACUCCCUACCGUACAGAUGAUUCUUGCCACGGCCACCAACCUUUCCCUUUCGGAACUCUCCCAACACGCUGACAAGAUCAUGGAGGUGGCACCGCCGCAUGUUUGUGCCGUCGCCUCACACCACUUCCUCCCAGCACCAUGCAGCGGAAUCUAG
Ornithodoros turicata is the source of this 576-nucleotide messenger RNA. RefSeq lists its product as uncharacterized. Bases 1 to 576 code for a protein of 191 amino acids. The transcript has a single exon. NCBI's taxonomy places the organism in Eukaryota, Metazoa, Arthropoda, Arachnida, Ixodida, Argasidae. The record is from RefSeq and is a predicted model, not a curated record.